This is a messenger RNA of Morus notabilis, 405 nucleotides long. Its product is annotated as F-box/LRR-repeat protein At3g48880. The transcript has a single exon. Bases 1 to 405 code for a protein of 134 amino acids. The record is from RefSeq and is a predicted model, not a curated record. Lineage: Eukaryota; Viridiplantae; Streptophyta; Magnoliopsida; Rosales; Moraceae.
AUGACUUCCAUUGGUGCUAACUGCAAAAAUUUUUCUGAAAUAAAAAUCCUGUGCUCUUUUGAUCUUGAUUUCGCCGAUGCCAUCGUUACAAAUGCCCCGAACCUCAAGUUCUUGAGCCUUCGUUGCACCGUGGCGUGCAAGGAGGCUCUGUUGUAUGCGCUGAAGAGCUUGGAGCACUUGGAGGUUCUGAAUUUGACUCAUCUCCGCGUGGCGGAUAAGGCUGGGCAUGAGCGUCACCCUGCAGGUGGCUUGUUGUUCCGAGAAGUUGACAACGAACUCAUCGAAAACGCCUCGCGGCUCAAGAAGUUUAUAACUUGCACGGAUAGGAGCUGCCCUAAGUGCAAUGGCGGCACGAUUGCUGACGAAGAGUUCAUGAGGGGGAAUCAGUUUGAUGAGGAACAGUGA